Messenger RNA from Chelonia mydas (Green sea turtle), 3065 nucleotides. It is a transcript of the gene CCDC74B, whose product is annotated as coiled-coil domain containing 74B. The record is from RefSeq and is a predicted model, not a curated record. The transcript has 9 exons. Bases 55 to 945 code for a protein of 296 amino acids. NCBI's taxonomy places the organism in Eukaryota, Metazoa, Chordata, Testudines, Cheloniidae.
CUACAGGAAUGGAUGAUGGGUUGGCAGCUGUAAAUUUGAGGGUCAUGUGCAGAAAUGGCUGGACCUUUGGGGAUGUACAAUACCAGUUUGCCUCCGCUGGGGAACCUACCACAGUGGUCAAGAGUAGGACUGGAUAAAUCAAGCCAUCUUCAACUUGGCAUCCAGAAUAACCAGGGGCCUCAGCCUCUCUCUCAGUCCCAGUCUGUUGAAGUCUGGAACAAAGACUCACACAAACUAGUCAUGGACUUGGAGAGAAGCCUGAAGUUCCUGCAACAGCAGCAUGCUGAGACCCUAACGAAGCUUCAUGAGGAAAUUGAAUAUCUCAAAAGGGAAAACAAAGAGCUUCAUUAUAAACUCAUAAUGAAUCAAUCGCUGCAGCUAAAAGGUGAUAAUUUAACUCCCACCUUGUUUGACAAGUCGCUUUCAAGGCAAGGUUCAGCAGUUUCUAGGUAUUCACUGACAAACAGGCAGCAGAUGGACCAGCCCAAAAAGCAAAAACUGAAUACAGAAGAACAGGUGAUCAGCGUGGUACAAGGGGAACCAGAGCCUCCCUGUCCAAAGGUGGAGAAGCCACAAGAGGAGGUUUUUUCUAGAGAGGACAGAGAAGUCUCUGAUAAAAUUACAUCUCCAGUACUUUCACUGCCAAGCCAGAUUAGAUCUGGGCAUGCUCAGGUACCACCAGCCUCCUCCAACCCUUUCUUGGUAAAUGUUCUCCCCUCCCACAUCCGGAAACCACCUACACUGGAAGAGUGUGAGAUUGUCAUUCACCAGCUAUGGAACAUCAACCACAUGCAGGCACAAGAGCUGAUGUAUUUGAAAUCAUAUCUGGAGGACAUCCACAAGAACAAAAGGAUUCCUGAAGACUAUCUGCUAGCCAGCCAGAUUGGGAAUCAAGAAGUUUCACGAUUACCCAAAAUGCUAAAAGGUACAUCUAAGAAAUGGUAAGUACUUCUACUUUCUUUAGAGAUUAAGACACUUCAUGAAAAAGCCAUGCUAGUUACAUCUGUAAUGUAAUCAGCUGUUGAGUCAAGCAUGUGAUACCUUUAGCAAUUAAGUAUUAAUCAUGAAGUUAAAAACAAGCCUAUUACUGGUUUCCCCCCUCUCCCCAUCUCACCUUCAACUUUAUCAUCAGCCACAAGCCUCUCCCCACUUAAGGUCAUGAUUGUCUAAAGAUCAAUCCAUAUGCCCUGCUCAGCAGAUAGCUGCAGUGAUCUCAUCUGAAAUCUGACUAUCUAGCUUAUUUUCAGUGUCCUACUAUAGCCACAGAGGAAGCUGCACAAAGUGUUUUAAUCACUAAUUCUUUGAGGGUUGCUUUUGCAUGUUCACCCUACCAGCCUCUUUUUCACAGAGUUCUACACACAGGACUCAGGUAAUAGGGACUGUAUGGCCUCCUGUGGCUUCUCUGUCAAACAUCUGAUGCUGAUGUAGUCCCUUAGGACACUCUCUUUUCUCCAAGGAUCACAGAGCUCAGCUACAUCCUAUAUGUAUGCUAAGUCAGAGGCAACAAAAACCUCUCUCAAGGAGGCAGGACAUUAAAGUGUGGUUCCACUGUGAAAAAUAGCCAGUCAUCAUCUUUACUCAGACCUUCCUUUUAUAUUUUCAGAGUCAAGUCUGCUAAUAACAUUUUACUGCCAUUAGCUAUGGUGGCUCUGCAGUGCUGAAGGAAGAAUGGAUUAAGAUUUUCUGGCAUCCACCUCAGAAUUAUUUGCUAAGAUCUGAAUGCAAGGCCAAGUUCUACCCAUAAUGAGAUUACACACAUGUAACUUUUCCAUUGCCACCGAGGAAUCAGUCACACAGCAAUUUGAAUUUUAGAUUGCAAUAGGAUUUAAAAGCAGUACUCUAUUUUGUGAGGACUGCAUAAAAGGGAAAUAGGAAAGCAAUACUCUGAUCUUACCCAGUCUUUUGAACAAGAAAAGACAAAUCAUUGGGUUAGACUAUGAUUAUUGCCAUCUUCAAAGUACACAAACAAGUAUACAAUAAGUCAUACAAGCCCUUUUAAGACGACAAAAGCUCAGCCCAGGACUCAUCCUGUGGAUGAGCUUUCUCCAUUCCUCCAUGCCAAAAUGCUGUCAAGAUAAGAGCCAAUUAACAAAGUUCCCCACCUAUGAGCUAAUAGGAGGAAUAAAGAUUCUAAACUCUCCCCCUUAAUACAUCUUUUCAUGCAGAUGCUGCAAACACAACACAAACACUAUUUACAAAACACAGGUGACAGAUACAGCUAUGUUUCUUUAAAAGUUGAAGUGAAGUGUUUAUUCAGAUUUUUCUGCAAGUUAAACUGUAGGAUCUCACUUCUUUCAUGAAACAGGGAAGUUUGGUUUUUUGUACUGAAAAAAAAAUCAGGUCCCUCCUUUAGCUGCUUAUUAGCCCCCGAAAACAGGACUAGUCUCUCCUAUAACAUGUGAUGUCAGCUAGUAAAAGCAAAGCAAGAAGCCCAGCUUCAUGCACUCAGUGUAACAGAAUCCUGGACUUGGACAGGUAACGAGCCAUUCACACUUAAAAUAAUAGCGCUUUUCAUCUGUUGAUCUCAAAGCAUUUUACAAAGGUCAGUAUCAGUACCUUCAUUUUACAGAUGGGGAAAUAUCUAUCUGAGGGACUUAUCAAAAAAGCUGCUAUGCCUCCUAAUGGUGACGGGGGUACUCACUAGCAGAAGGGCCCCACACACACUUCCAUCCCAUGAAACUGUACUGAAAGUCAUCUCUUUUCCUCACUUUACUAGAAAAAUAAUUUGUUAAGCACUCUGAAGGCUAGGGAGAGUUCUUACUACAGAAAUUUAAAUCAGUGGGACAGAGCACUGCAGAGGUUAGUCCAUCCAUCAUGUAGAAUCACUGGGGUGACUAAUGUGGAAGGUGACCCUAAUCCGGUAGACCUUGGUAAAGAGAAAGUGAUUUAAGAUCAUCACACUGCCAAUCAUUCCUCUCUCUCCAACUCUUAUCUCCAGUUUGAUUAUAACUCCACUGCCAGCUGCUGAAAGGGCAGUUCUGCCAGCACUGAAGCAAACGCUGGGAAACAGUUUUGCCGAGAGACAGAAGAGAACUCAAGCUAUUCAAAGAAGCCGUCUUCGUCGG